Molecule: messenger RNA, 1413 nt
Organism: Belonocnema kinseyi
Lineage: Eukaryota; Metazoa; Arthropoda; Insecta; Hymenoptera; Cynipidae
Gene: Aos1
Product: SUMO-activating enzyme subunit 1
Exons: 6
Coding region: 187-1185 (332 amino acids)
Biological process (GO): protein sumoylation
Cellular component (GO): SUMO activating enzyme complex; cytoplasm
Molecular function (GO): SUMO activating enzyme activity
Source: RefSeq, a predicted model, not a curated record
CAUGAUGCGGAGUAUGGCGAACUGGCCCCAGAGCCAGGUGACAUACACCGUGCACGCCGUGUUCGUGUCGUGCUUUUGGCUUGUACUAACAUUUCUAUGUAAUUCGUGCUGCGGACGAUAGCCAUUCCUUUUAUAUAUUAUAAUUAAUAAUUAAACUCAGUAAUUUUUAGCACACCGGUUAUCAAGAUGGUGGAUGAAACUGAAAAUCAUACCGAAUUAACAGAUGCAGAGGCGGAAUUGUAUGAUAGGCAAAUUCGGCUGUGGGGUCUUGAAUCCCAAAAGCGAUUACGAUCUGCAAAAAUCUUGUUGAUUGGAUUGAAUGGAUAUUGCGCAGAAGUAGCGAAAAACAUAAUACUAGCUGGUGUAAAAUCUGUAAGAUUUAUGGAUCAUAGGCCUCUUAGCCCACUAGAUGUGUGUUCUCAAUUUUUAGCCCCCAGAGACCAGAUUGGAAAAAAUCGAGCUCAGGCUUCAUUGCAAAGAGCUAAAAACUUGAAUGCUAUGGUAUCAGUAACUGCCGACGAAAGCAAUCUGGAUGACAAACCAGAUGAAUUCUUUCACAACUUUGAUGUGAUUUGUGCUUCCGAAUGUACAGUGACGCAGAUAAAACGUCUUAAUAAAAUCGCCAGGAAACAGAACAUCAACUUUUUUGUUGGAGAUGUAUGGGGCAUGUUUGGAUACACAUUUGCAGAUUUAGGAACUCACACAUUCGUUGAAGACCUUGUACAGGCGAAGAAAAUACAGGUGCCAGAAGGUGGGGAAACUGGUUGUAAAGACAAGUUUGAGAACGUUACAACAACGGUAAAAAGGGAGGAGACAUUUGUUCCGUUUGAUAGGAUCCUGAAUAUCAAGAAAUUACCAAAGGAGGCCGAAACAUACUAUCUGUUGCAAAUUUUGUUGAAUUAUCGAGAGAAACAUGGAAAAGACCCAUUUCCGAGCGAAAGAUCUUCUAAUCCUAUUAAGGAAGAGGCCGAUUCAGUUAUUGAAGCAUACGAUCUUGGGGAUACCAUACAACCUUUGCUAGAGGGAAAUUUAUAUGCUCAAGUAAGUCCAGUAUGUGCGAUCCUCGGUGGUGUCAUGGGACAAGAAAUAAUCAAGGCAGUCUCCCAGAAAGAAGCUCCUCACAACAAUCUGUUCAUCUUCAAUCCUGAUACUAUGUGUGGAAAGAUUCUGAAGCUAGGUCACUAAUUGCGCUAUAUGUAUCUAAGGAAGAGUUUCGUUUUCAGAAUUACAGUUUGUUUACGACAUAAAGUGAAGAAGUACGCCUGUAGUAUUAACAGAAUGCAUUUUUUAAAUAAGUUCAUUUUUCUGUUAGGAUCGCAUGCUUCAUUUUUGUACGUGCGAUUCUUAAAAAUAAAGUCAUUAGACUAUCGAUAAAAAGUGUUAAGAUCUAAUAAAUAAAUUUCCAGUGAGAAC